This is a messenger RNA of Caenorhabditis angaria, 1219 nucleotides long. The record is from the annotation of a GenBank genome assembly. Lineage: Eukaryota; Metazoa; Nematoda; Chromadorea; Rhabditida; Rhabditidae.
AUGAAGAACAUUAUCGUAAUUUCGAUUUUUAUCAUAAUAUUGAGUUGCUGCAAGGCAAAUGAUAUAAAUCCAAAAUGUGAAACGAAUAAAAGAAAUGUGACAAUAAGGAAUGAAAAUAAGCCAACAAUGUUGAUUUUUGUUAUUGGAUUCAAAAAUCCACAAAGUGAAAGAGUGAGUUUGAGAAGAAAUAUUAAAGUGGGAAGUUUUAUUUUUCAGGCAGCCAAGGUGUAUUACCUGAUUCAACAAGUGUAUUGUUCAAUUCCAAAUGUGAGCGGCCUUGAUUAUGGAUUGAUUUUAUAUCCGAACACUGCUAUUCAAUCUUUCACAUCUUCAGACUUUCCAAACACAUUGUUAAAAGCUCAAAAGAGUGGGUGAUGUUGAUUUGCUAUUUAUUAAUGAGAACUGAAUAAAUUACAGACACUGAUAUCGCCAAUUGUGAAAAUUAUAAAGAGAGUCUUAAAAAUGUUGGUUCACAAAGUGCAUUAACAAAUUAUAAACGCGUUGAAUUAUUUAUUGUGAUGGAUUCUGAUGUUGUUUGUGAUUUCUAUACAGAAUUCAAAAGCAAAAACUUGGAUUCUAAAUUUCGUUUCAAUGCGAUUCGAUUCGAUUCCAAAGUCAUUAAUGGAACUUAUUCUUUGAAUUAUCCAAAUAUCGAAUCGAUUAAUAUUAAUGGUCAGUUUUUAUUCAUCAAAAACUUGAAUUCAAAUUCCAAAUUAUUUCAGAAACGAAUGCAUCUUCUGAAGUCAAACUCGCUGCCUUCAAUUUCAUUGGUGAUAUUUUUGGAAUUCCUCGAUCGGAAGAAGAAGAAGAAGAAGUAGUAGUAGUGGAAGAAUAUGAUGGUCAUCGAACAGUUGAAUAUAUUGUGAUUGGUUUGAUAGUUCUUGGAUUUCUUAUUGGUGCAAUUGGCAUAUUUUUCAUGGUUCGAAAUUCGAAAAGAAACGCGAGAAUAAAAGAGGAAACAAGAGUUGCUGAUAUUGAAAGAAGAAAACAAUUAGAAGUGGAAGCGACGAAGAAAAAAGAAGCAUAUAUUUUGAGAUUGUAUGGACCAAGAAAUAGUGAGUUUUUGAGAAUUCUGCAGCUUCGGAGUGAGAAAAUUUCAGAUGGCGUUCAUAAAAUCGAUCUUGAUGAUCUACCAUCAGAACAAGACGCAUAUGAUGAAGGAAAAUUGACACCAAGACCGUCACACACUGAGACCAAAACUGAGAUCAAGAAAAAAUAA